Messenger RNA from Phlebotomus argentipes, 5014 nucleotides. Its product is annotated as protein lin-10-like. The transcript is spliced from 7 exons. The record is from RefSeq and is a predicted model, not a curated record. NCBI's taxonomy places the organism in Eukaryota, Metazoa, Arthropoda, Insecta, Diptera, Psychodidae. Gene Ontology annotation, molecular function: protein binding. The coding region runs from base 198 to 3221 and encodes 1007 amino acids. Gene Ontology annotation, biological process: chemical synaptic transmission. Gene Ontology annotation, cellular component: cytoplasm; dendritic spine; plasma membrane.
GCUUAUAUUGUUUUUGAUACCUCUCUUUGCUCCAAAUCUUCCGCAUUAAUUAUUUCGGGAUAGUGCACAAUUUCUCAGUGACUUUCCACUAGAAACAUGAGUUAGAUAACAUCAGCGACUGACAUGCGGAGUGCCCAAGAAAGUGCACUGGAUCUCUAGAGACGCACCGAGGAAUAGCAGAGCACACGAGCUGAAGAAUGUCGCAGGACGGAGUGUCGAGCUUUGGCGCAGGCAAGCACCCUGUGCGGGGAAUCUCCAACACGAAGCAGACCACGAGGCCAGAACUGCAUCAGAUCAACAAUAUCGUCUCGGAGAGGUAUCUGUGGGAGAUGAGACGGAGGACGCCCAACACCACGCCCGCCAGCACUGUCCUCAACUCCCCGGAUCUCACGGAGAGCGAAUCGAGGCACUCGUAUCAUCAUCAUCACCAUCAAUAUCCCAUCAAACUCGGAAGGAGUCCGGUGAGUCAUGCGGACUCUGCCAGUCCUGUGUCGCCGUCAGGUGGACCGGCUCUGGUCACAGAGGGUGAAAUGGUGGUGUUUGAUGACAUAGGGGACAGCUGGAAUGGUGGCCGAAUGAUUCUGGACUCUCCAACGAUUUCCGACACUGAAGGUGCGGCAGCGCCACGUCCGGAUGGGACAUCCUCUCCAGGCAGUGGCAGUCGAGUGGCCAAAGUGAUCGGCGGGCUGCCAAUAGCCGAGUACGAGGGUUCGCCGAGGCGCUUUGGGAAUGUGCAGUAUGACUCUCCAGGAGCAAACAGGGGGAGAAAUGUUCUCGCAUCUCCGGCAAUGUUUCCACCGCGUCCGGGAUUCCCGCAGAGGGUUGUUCCCUCUCCUAGUGGUGCUUAUGGGAAUUGCCAAGAGGAUCUGGGACAGGAGGAUGUGAAGCUGCAGCCACCAACGACUUUUGACUAUCUCUAUGAGUUCUCUGAGACACGAAAGGUGCUUGAGGAGUUCUUCAAGUGUCCGGAGGAUGACACUGAGCGCGCCAAGAGCAGCAGCAGUGAGUUUAUUCCGCAUGGAUAUCACAAUCAGAUGGACAGCGUGCAGGAUCACUGCUAUAUAGGACAGAGGCUGGCGCAGAAGACGCAGGAGACGCAAUCGCCCACAAGGAAGAUCCGAGAAGAGGAAUUUGAUCACAACGAUAUUGAACUGUACUUGGAUUCGGGCAGCAGAAGCAGCGGAGAGUUGGCAGAUACGGAGCUGGAGCAUCAUGUGAGAAGACACUCAAGGAAUUUCACCCUCUCGCCAGAGACGACGGAUUACGACUCCAAUUGUGGGGAUCUGGACAGUCUCUCUAAUGAUAUCAACGGAAUUGUGCCGGAUUUCAAUAGGCUCUACACUUCGAUGCCUGUUUUGGAAGAUGGUUUGUCUAGUGGACAUGCGUCAGACACAGAGAACAAUAAUCCUGCGAUUGGAGAGGCCAGACAGCGAGUCAUUACAGGUGGGAACUUCCUGGAGCAAUCCUCCAGUCCGAAGAGAUGCAUUGAAGGCAUUCAGGAGCACGAUCAGGGGCAGGAAGUGAAGAGUUUCCCAACGCCACCUCCGCCGCAGCCUCUACAGGAUGUCCAGGCGGCACUCAAGGAUAUCAGGACGACUCUUCAGCGUACGAAAACUCUGCCGGCGGCCAGUACUAUUCCCACAGCCGUGGAUAGAAACAUUCCCAAGGGCGUCAUUGAGGCGGCAAAGGAAACAGAGUCGCCAGUUUGGGUGCCCAGACAUCACAACAACGCCACUUCGCGGGAGAGUCUCAGCUCUGAGCAUCCCUCGAAGGCCAUGAGUGGGGAGGACGAGGAGGCGGACACGGAUCUGGAGACUGAUCGGCUUCUGGGUCAGCAGAGGCUCGACGAUCAGGGCUUCUACGAGGACAAGACCGGCAUGUGGAAGGGGAAACUGGCUAAAUCUCCUUCGGGUUCAAAGUCUCCGCCUCUGGCGCAAUCGACAAUCCGACAGGGUGUGGGCACUGCACUGUCGCCCACAUCUCCAGUGUCUGGCGGCUCUGGAGGGAGGAUUUCACCCGCCACGCUGGCUGACAAGAGUCCAACGGACUCCAUUGGCUCCAAGAAGGACGACAGCAGGAAGGGAAAGAGCAGAAACAAAGAGGCUCUCGAUCCUGCAGUUCUUAUUGAGGGAGUUCUGUUCAGGGCCCGAUAUUUGGGAUCCACUCAGCUGGUCUGCGAGGGUCAACCGACCAAAUCAACAAGGAUGAUUCAAGCUGAAGAGGCUGUUUCACGAAUCAAGGCGCCGGAGGGCGAGAAUCAGCCCAGCACUGAGGUGGACCUGUUCAUCUCGACGGAGAAGAUCAUGGUGCUGAACACGGACCUCAAGGAGAUCAUGAUGGACCACGCGCUGCGCACGAUCUCGUACAUCGCGGACAUCGGCGACCUGGUGGUGCUGAUGGCGCGCCGGCGCUUCGUGCCGCAGGACGUGGACGACGGGCCGAAGCCCAACCGGACGCCCAAGAUGAUCUGCCACGUGUUCGAGAGCGACGAGGCGCAGUUCAUCGCGCAGUCCAUCGGCCAGGCCUUCCAGGUGGCCUACAUGGAGUUCCUGAAGGCCAACGGCAUCGAGGACCACAGCUUCGUGAAGGAGAUGGACUAUCAGGAGGUGCUCAACAGCCAGGAGAUAUUCGGCGACGAGCUGGAGAUCUUCGCCAAGAAGGAGCUGCAGAAGGAGGUGGUGGUGCCGAAGGCCAAGGGCGAGAUUCUGGGCGUGGUGAUCGUGGAGUCCGGCUGGGGCUCCAUGCUGCCCACCGUCGUCAUCGCCAACCUGCUCUCCUCGGGCGCCGCGGCGCGGUGCGGACAGCUCAACAUUGGCGACCAGAUCAUCGCCAUCAACGGACUCAGCCUCGUCGGUUUGCCACUCUCCACGUGCCAGACGUACAUUAGAAAUACAAAGACACAGACUGCAGUCAAAUUUACGGUUGUGCCUUGUCCGCCUGUCGUCGAGGUGAAGAUCAAGAGGCCCAAUACGAAGUAUCAGCUAGGAUUCAGCGUUCAGAAUGGAGUGAUCUGCUCAUUGCUGAGAGGCGGAAUCGCGGAGCGAGGCGGCGUCCGAGUGGGCCACAGGAUAAUCGAGAUCAACAACCAGAGCGUCGUGGCGGUUCCUCACGAGAAGAUCGUCAAUCUGUUGGCCACUUCCGUUGGAGAGAUCCUCAUGAAGACAAUGCCGACGUCGAUGUUCAGACUGCUGACCGGACAGGAGAAUCCCAUUUACAUAUGAAUCCACAUAUCAAGUGCUGACUGGCUGGCAAACAUGUGAGAUUAGAGGUGAUGGAAAGCAAAACCAAAUUAAGGCAAGAAUCCCACUAUAUCGCGGAGAAACAUAGCGCAAUCAAGCUGAAAAGUAUUUAAUCCUCAAACGUCUAAAACCUUAUUUAUCAUGUGACAGAAGUGAAAUCUCUGCCCGAGUGUAUUUGGAAGGGGCGAGAAAACUUUCGAAAUAAGUUCUAGUCCUCACAUUCUACAUGUAUUUUACAAGUUUAAAUUGAUACGUAAGCAUUAGAAUGGAAAGAGAGAGAGAGAGAGAAAAGAGAUUUGCGCGAGAGGGAGGAAAAGUAAUUUAAAGAAAAAUGUGAAGAUUUUCGGAAGCUGGGGGAAGUUAAUGCAACAGACUGUUCCAGAAUAGAGACAAUAUCGUGAAUGACGUGUACUUUUUUUUAGUCAUUAAGUGGAGAAUAUUUAUUAACAGAAUGAGAAUAGUAAGAAAGACAAGAGAUAGUGUAAAUGUCCCUUUUUGAAAUCCUUCAUUGCGUAGUUUUUCUGGUGAAUUGAUUUUUCGGAUGGAAAUGCACGAGGAAAAGUGUCUCGCCAAAAUCUGCAAUGCAACAAAUAUCUCAGAGAUUUUCUCAUGCUGUAAACUUCAAUUGUUCUUCCCCUAAAAAUAUCUCGAAGAAGAAAUCAUAUUUCCUGUGAGCAUUUCCUCGUGUAUUUUUCACAAUGUUAGAAGAGCAAAAGAGUAUUUUCGUAAUGUAUAACUGAGUAAAGAUAUUAAAAAAAAAUGUCUCUUUUUCAGUGUUAACAAAGAGUGUAGAUGAGAAACUUUAGUGAAUUGAUAAAAUUACAAACAGGGUGUUUAUCGUAGACGAAGAAGAAAACAACAGAGAAGAACACAAAAAAACCUAAAAUAUUGUCAUUUUGAGGGAAAUCGCAAUGGAAAGUGAUAGAAGGCGAUAAGAGGCAUUUUGACAAACAAAAAGGGCCAAUCUCAGGAAGAUCCUAGACGAAACCUCUAAAAUAACUCAAAGGAAAACCCCUUUCACGAAGCACACAAUUUCAUUGUAAUGGCAAAUCGCUCAAAGCAGACUUUCCUUCCCCCCUUCUAGCUGUCCUAACACUAAUGCGCGUCACUGUGAAGAUCGCAAGAGCGAUUGUUGAGCUGAUAAAAUGGUGAGAGAAGCUUCUAAAUGUCGAGCGAGAGAAGAUUUUUAAUAAACUAAUCAGGCAAUAAUUUAUCACAGAGAGAGAGAGAGAGAGAGAGAGAGAGAAAGAAAAUGAGGAAUGUGAGAUGAGAAAAUGUAAUGGGAGAUUAGCUGAUAAUAAUGAUUACACCGUGUAUUUAAUCUUUCCUGACGCAGUUUGUAGGAAUUGGUAGUGUUGGUCCUCGAAAGAUAGUGGAACAAUCGUCACGAAUUUCACUAUUUUUCUACGUUCAACAAUGUCACAGAAUUGAUUGUAGUUUGUGUUAAUUAUGUGAUAAGAAUCAGAUUUUCCUUCAUUCUGAUUUUUGAUACUAAAAUGUUUAAUUGUGCGAAUGAUUAGUCUCCGUAUAACAAUCAACCUUUGUGUUCUCUGUCAAAGAAACAAGAAAAAAAAACAAAUAGAUGCAUUUAAAAGACUUUUUCUUUCAAUUGGAAAUAAUAAUUGACGAUGAGAGACAGAUGAAGAAACAUCACUGUUUAAUUCCACGAGAAGAUGUGGCGAGAAGAAUUUGAAUUAAGUCGUAUACCAAAGUGAGAACAGAGGAAAAAAAAUGAUAAAUAAAGUGAAUUUUUAUGUUAUAGAAAAGAAAAACAA